This is a messenger RNA of Jaculus jaculus (lesser Egyptian jerboa), 2326 nucleotides long. It is a transcript of the gene C2H8orf88, whose product is annotated as chromosome 2 C8orf88 homolog. NCBI's taxonomy places the organism in Eukaryota, Metazoa, Chordata, Mammalia, Rodentia, Dipodidae. Bases 121 to 480 code for a protein of 119 amino acids. The transcript has 6 exons. Gene Ontology annotation, biological process: negative regulation of translational initiation. The record is from RefSeq and is a predicted model, not a curated record. Gene Ontology annotation, molecular function: eukaryotic initiation factor 4E binding. Gene Ontology annotation, cellular component: cytoplasm.
CCCCGACGGGCAGCGGGGCGCCGAGCCGGGCCACCGAGUCUGCGGAGCGCCGGGACGGACGGACGGACGCUGCGGCCGAAACCCUCGGGAUCUUGAGGCGUAUGGAACCUCAAGGUCUUUAUGACAAUGGAAACCAAAAAAUUGAUUGGUAAGCCACUUCAACCGGCAAGACCUGUUCGUCAUCUCUCUUCUCCCCCAGGACCAGUGUUCCCUUUCAACUUUCAAAAUGAAUAUCCAUGCAACACUCAGUGUUUACAAAGUGGAGUUGGCAGAUGUAAGACGAAUGGAAUGCAAGCCUUUUCUCAAGGUCUUAAUGAACAACAGCAGCAUCAGACCCCAGUUAAAAAAGAGAGAAUUAAAUACAGCAGAGAUUUCUUGUUGAAGCUCUCAAGUGUUUCCAUCUGCAGAAAAAAGCCAGACUUUCUGCCUGAUCAUCCCAUUGUACUUCAAAAACCAGAAAACAACCAAAAUUAUAAGUAGCAUUUGAGAACAGAUGAACUUGAAGAUAAAGAAUUACUCAUUUUAUAUUUGGACACCUGCAAACGAAGUGGAUCAGGAACAAUAACUGUAAUGGACUGUGACAAUUCAAUUUAUUUUUAAUUUUGAUGGUUGGCUGUUUGGCCUUUCAUAAAGUGAGAAAGAUAUUUUAAACUAUAAAGAAUUUUUCUAAUCAGUUUUGGCUUUGCAGGCAGUUUCCUGCAAACAUUGAGAAGCAACACCCAAAAGUAGAAAUUUUUUUGAAGUGGGAGGACUGUAUUUAUACUUUUCAUGCUACUUGCAGUUUUCUUCUUUCAUCACUUGUAAUAAUGGAAUGGAAAUGUAAGCUGUAAAGAUUCUCAAAUAUAAAGAAAUUGCUACAAUGUACAUAUAGUACAUAACUUCUUGUUGUAUUGAAGGUUGUUUUUGUUAUUUUUCCCACUGAUUUCACCAGCAUUGACCAGAUCAUUAUGACUGCUCCAGAAGUGCAGAAUGAUUCAGAAUGUUCCAAGGAUGGUUAGCAAUGGCAAGAGAAGGUUUUCUAAUAGACAUUUAUCUUUAUAUUUGUGGUUGAUUGACCUGUAGGUUUUUAGUAAUGACAUUGUUUUACAUUCAUGAUAACUAGCAGAGAUGAAAAAUUUGAAAACAAGGGUACUGAAUGAAACCAAAGUUGAAAAGUAGCUGUACUUAUGUCAGUAAUCCGACUGUAUGAUUAGAACUUGAGCACUGAAAAGUAAAGUUGGUAUUUCUUGUUUUCAGAAGAGGAACCACUGAGGCAUUUGUAAAUAAUUGAGGUGCAAUAAGUUUUAAUUCUAUAAUUUCUUAUAACAGAAACAUAUGUGGAUGAAUAAUUUUGGAUUUUAACUUUAUUUAUUACGAGAAAUUUAAUACAGUAAGCCUCUUACAGUUUUUUACUCUGGAGGUUACUAUUAUAAAAAAAAAAAGUAGUUUCAUCUAGCAGAGUGUUAAAAGCAUCACGGACAGAAAGAUAAGUAUAAACUCUCUGCUUCUGCUCUCUCCGAUUCCUGGGUAUGUUGGCAAGACAUUCAAGGCUAUUAAUUGGCAGGAAGUUCAUAUUUCUCAGAAUAUGAAUUUGUAAAACCAGCACUAUUUGAUUCAUUAUUUUUUAGGGCUUGUCCAAAUUUACUUAUUUUGUAUAUAGUAGUUUCCCAUCUUGGUCUUUUAGCACCUUAUUCGAUAUUAAUUUGUUCCUCAGAGAAAGGCCUUUUUUAAAAUAGGAAAAACACCCCUUCAUUAAGCACAAACUUAUUGUUUACUUAAAGUGAGAUAUUUAUAUUUAAAGCUCUGUUUUUUCAUUCAUGUUUUGUCCUCUACACUUUUAUAGUAUUGGUUCCAGUAUAAGUGUUUCUGUAUGUUAGCAACAUACAGAAAAAUAUGUAUAUAAUAGCCAGGGUUACAGUUACUAUAGAAUUGGAUAAUUAUUAGAUUUUCUCAAGCCCUUUUGUUUUUCUAAUUUUAAAAUGUUGACAACUGUUUUAAUUGGCAAUCCAGAUAGCCUUUGCACAAGCUCUGUCACUGGGUGAAACCCUCUUUACAUAUCCAACUAUGGUACUUUGGAAACUCCCUAGUGUCCAAAAGACUUGAGAUGCAUUGGAUUUGGAUGCAGAAAUCAAACACUGCAGACAGUGUUUAGAUUGGUUAUACGUUGCAUUUUUUGAAACAUUUGUAACUGCAUUUUCAAGAAGAGUUUGUAUGUACACAUUCCCUUGGGUGUCAAAGUUUUUUUGACACCUAAGUUGUUUGAUUCUUUCUUGGUGUAUAUAACCAGGGAGACCCACAAGACUGUUUUGUUAUCUCUUUGCUUCGUGCAUAUAUAUAUAUAUAUAUA